AUAUAAAACAGGCGAAAACCCGACUGCAGAUUUCAUAGUAGGAAACACCUUCAAAAUGACAGGAAUUGUCCUCCUCCUCUCUGUUGCUCUCGCCUUCUGCGACGCCGAGGAGCACGCGGUCAAUGAACUCUUCUCUCUGAUCGGGACGCCAUCUCAGAAGACCCAUGCAGCUGGACCGAGUGACACAUCUGAACCUGCCCAUAACCAGAGCAGAGUGGUGGGCAAGGGUCCGUCUCUGCCGGUCAACGAGCUUUUGGAGCAGAGCAGCAAAGCAGAGGAGUCCAAGUACAUCCUGCAGCCGCUGCCGGGAGGGGGGCUGCCCAAGCACAGCGAGCUGGCACCCCUGCCCCGUCCCGGGCAGCACAACAAAAGCAAAAAGGCCUCCAAGAGCGAGCGGCUGCCCACCGAGCACAACAGCGAGAAGAGCCGGGGCGAGGGACGCACGCAGGCGCCUGACUUACUUCUCAAAGCAACAGUGGUCGUUACAGCCAACCGCACGCAGAAAAACACAGCAGACACGCCGCCCCACACUCCGCCCGUAAGCGACCACGAUGUCCGUCACAACUCCAGGCCCCGCAGUCAUCCCGUCCCCGCCGCCCCCCCGCGUAGAGAUCCCCCCGGCAGGAAGCUGGAUCCAGAGGAGAACCGACCGGGAAAGUCCGGUCUGCACCAGUCGGGCAGCGGCCACAGGAACAACAGCAGGCCGUCUGUGCUCUUGAACCGCAGGUCAUCCAGCCUGCUGUACCACUUCGACGUUCUCAAGAAAGAGUCAGACUUCUCCCAAGAAGCCGUCUGUCUAAGCGAAUGCAGGAAAGAGAAGGAGGAGAGGGAGUACUACUGCUACAGUGAAUUUGCCAUCAACGGGAUUGUGCAUGACGUGGAGGUGAUCCGCAAAGGAAUCCGUCUCGUCACACUGCUGGUCAGCAGCGACGGCUUCUACAAAAUGAGCCGUCUAUAUGUCACUCCGGACAGCUACUUCUUCAAGGUGCAGGUCCUGGUGCUGGACACCUACAAGUGCAGCAAGCCGUGUCCGGAGCUCAAACUUGGGAGCAGGUACAUUGUAAUGGGACAAAUAUACCACCGGAGACGCCACCUGCCCAAUGACCUCCUGGUCCUUCUGAGUGGGAAACUUAAGCCUGGGGACGGUCUUCUGAGAAGCAACAAUUACGUCAAGAGGUUCAAUAAGAGGCGGCACCAGAAGACACAGGAGGCAUCUCGCUUGAGGUGCCGGUGAGCUCAGGAGGCACUGCUGCCCCCUGUUGCGUAGGCAGAGACACUGCAGCUGCUACCAAGAACAGUCGUAUUCUCACACAACAUUCAGUAUGCAGAAGACAGGGGAGACCAGACAGAGGCUACUCCAUCCCAUUUCAUCACAAGUGGAAUGUUGAUAUUUAUUGUGAACAGUUCCUGUCUUCUUGUUGCUUCACCUUUUUGCUGAUAUGUGAGAAAAUAGUUGAUACCCAGAACAUUCAAACUGUAGCAAGGAUCCUCCGAAAGCUGGCCUUGAAUUGCCAAAUGUCCUAGAUUAAAUCCUCACUCCCAAAAAGUAGUCAUGCAGAUGUACAAGCGAACUGCUUUAGGGGAAACAAUUUAAGUUGGAAUUUUGAAAUCCCAGAUGGUGGAUGCAUGGGAAAGCCUUUAAUGAAUGGUACAUGAAUCAAUGAUGAGCAAGCUUUCAAGCUCUGUGUCCCAUUCAGCUAUUCAAGCUCAGCCAAUAUACACAAAAUUUCGCCAGUGAGGAUAGCCAGUUGGACACUUUGUAAGUUGAAAAGGAACUGUGAUUAUUGAGUAAAGGUUUAAACAAUCUGGUACGAUUGAUGUGAUGGUAAAAACAGCUUAAAUGAAAUGAAAUUUGACCUAAGAGGGACAUUGGCAGUUAGGAAUCCUGAACUCAAACAAUUACCCUCCCGUAACUUGCAUAUCCAGGUUAUCUAAGUUUUUUUGUGGGAAACAUGGCACUGUCCUUGGCUGUAAAUACCGCUUGUCCAACUGCAGUGUUUCCUUAACAUUAGCUCUGUAGAAUUACAACAGCAUGUCUGUGCUGAUGGAAACUCGCAGAAAACCAAGGGAGUCUCUGUUGAUUCACUGGUUGGCCAGCAGAACAGAAAGUCCUUUUUUUAAUCCACGUAUACUUGCUGUUGCUCUCUCUCUCUCUUUUAUUUUCUGCGUCUUAUCAGAAUUCAGGAAAUGCACUGUUAUGCUAAAAGAAAGUGGGGGCUGGGAAAGGGGAAAGGACUGGAAAAACAACAGUGACCCAGGGAAAAAAGAAAAAAUGGCAGCAGAAUGAAAUGCUGCUUUUUACACGCGAGGAGGGUUAUUUUCCUACCUUUAAUUAUGUGUGCGCGUUGAAAUAUUUGCCUGCAAAAAAAACGACUUCAAAAGGGCCUGGCUGUAUUAAGGGUAUUUGUGCAGGAGAAGCCGUAAAUCUAAUCGCAGGAAUCUGAUCCACGCUGCACCUGGCCGCGCAGCUCGGGAGACGCAGCCAGGCCGAAAAGGAGCACCACCCAUGGCCCUUGUUUGCUCACACACAGGCAGCCUCCCAGGGGCGGGAGCUCAAAGGGAACAU
Megalops cyprinoides (Indo-Pacific tarpon) is the source of this 2566-nucleotide messenger RNA. RefSeq lists its product as uncharacterized. NCBI's taxonomy places the organism in Eukaryota, Metazoa, Chordata, Actinopteri, Elopiformes, Megalopidae. The record is from RefSeq and is a predicted model, not a curated record. The transcript has 5 exons. The coding region runs from base 56 to 1234 and encodes 392 amino acids. Gene Ontology annotation, molecular function: protein binding.